CGGAAGUGAAGUGUGGGGAUCACUGGAUGUGUUGUGCUAUUUUCUUUAGCAGAAACUUUCAAUUAUAGAAAUGUCAGCCGAUCGUGUUCUGCUUGAGCGAGGCAAAGACACGAGCCUUACUGUUCACUUAUUUGGUGCAACAGUGAUAUCCUGGAGAUGCAAAGGCUCUGAGAUUUUAUUUGUCAGUAAAAAGGCACUGUUUAACAACAAGAAGGCCAUUCGAGGUGGCAUUCCAGUUUGCUUUCCUCAGUUUGGCCCAUGGGAUCUUGGUCCCCAACAUGGAUUUGCUAGAAUUACAACCUGGACGUUGGAACAAGCACCUAAGACCCAAAGCUCUGGUGACGUGAGUGCAGUAUUUACUCUCACAGAUAACGAAGAAACAAGGAAAAUGUGGAAUCAUGGGUUCAAGAUUACUUACACUUUGACGCUUAAAGAAACGGAAUUUGUCAGUGACUUUGUCGUGAAAAAUACAGGAGAGGAUUCUUUCAGUUUCACAGCAUUGUUGCACACUUACCUUGGUGUGAGUGACGUAACUAAGGCAACAGUCAGUGGUCUGAAGGGAGUGCAGUACAUUGAUAAGGUCAAUGAUGGGCAAACUUUCACUGAGCAGCGAGAACUAGUGACUGUCGCUGAAAACUAUGACAGGGUGUACAUGAACACUCAAGGUGGACACAUUGUCCAUGACACGGCUACAGGCAAAACUGUCAUCAUAAAGAAGACCAACUUACCCGAUACUGUUGUGUGGAACCCAUGGGAAGAAAAGGCCAAAGCCAUGUCGGACUUUGGAGACGACGAGUAUCCCAAGAUGCUUUGCGUGGAAGCCGGCCAUGUCUCGUCCCCAGUGACCCUCGAUCCUGGGGCGUCAUUCAUCGCAGGUCAAAUGAUUGUGGCAAAAUGACAACCAUUCCUCCUAUGCCAAACGAAACCUCACCUGUAGAUUCUGACUGCCUGUACUUGAGGGCAGUAGCUAAGCUAGAGGUACCUAUUUUAUGAUCAAAGAUAUAUUUUGGUAUUACUUGUAAUAUGAAAUUAUUUGGGGAGGAAAAGUAUGGUGUCUUUCAUCAGCUUACACUAGUUAUGAAGGGUAACAUGCUCAACUAUGGAACUGAUUUGAUUUUUCUACUAUUUCGAUAACAAUGGAUUUAUAAUUCUGUACGUCUAUAAAGUUAAGGUCAUACAAGUUUGUUCAUCUAAAAGUGUUUAUGCAUUUUGUGUUGACUCCCAUGUAACCAGCAAAACAUCCUUUUAGAAGUGCAACCCCUAUUUUGAUGUGGCAGAAAAGUGCUCUGAUAGAGCAUCUGUUUUCCUGUUUACCCAAAGAGCUUGUGAAGUUAGUCAGAUUUUUCUGUUUGUCCCUAGUCAAAGGGUACAAAUGGGAAUUAUUUCUAUCUGAAAUCAACCUUGGAAUGAAGGGCAUUGAGCUAUGAUGAUUUAUUGGCACACUUCCUCCAAGCUGGGCAACUCAACUGCAGUUAAUCUUUUGGAUCAGCAGGUUGUUUUAGCCUCAGCUUCAGUUGAGAAUGACCUAUACAUGUAUGUCAUUUUGGAGAAAUUUAAGUCAGUCGGUGCAUUAGUUUGGUUCUGAAACCUUUUUGUUUCGCCACCGAGCAUUGAUGCCUUCAAAAUCACAUUUGACUCUUGACAUCCAAUGCCGAACAGCAUAGGGUCAUCCUCCUGUAUUAGAAUUGUGCACUCUCAUGAUCAAAUAUUUAGCGUGGGUAUGCAUGGGUAACAAAUGUCAAAUUACAAGGCCUUGGGUCAAGAUUAUAUGUUCAUCAUCAGUCUGCUAGUUUUUUUAAAUGUCUUCCGCAGUUUAUCACUCUUGGUCUCUGCUAUUGCUUUGAUCCACCCUCCAGAACACUUCAACAUUUACAACUAGCUCAAUGACCUAUCAAAGAGUUAAGGUGGACGUAGAACUAUAACAGUUCCUGGUGCUGGACUGUAGCUGAAGUUAACUUUGAUUAUCACUUCCCCAUUACAUCAGUACUAAGUGCACGUAACAUAGUGUUGUAAAGUUUCAUUUAUUUCCGAUCAAAUAUUGGAACUUAGGCAGUGCUGCCUAGGGUUUGAGUGAAAUAAGUGACAAUUUAAUGUUUUUCUAUGUUCAGGAUGUUUCUGAAAUUAGAUACAUUUUCUUGAAUGAGGUUUCCAAUUUGAAUUUAUUUUCAUAUAUGUACUUGGAGAAAGAACUGAUUUCACAGUUACUGCAAUAAAUAGGAUACAAGAUUUGG
Messenger RNA from Acanthaster planci (crown-of-thorns starfish), 2231 nucleotides. RefSeq lists its product as uncharacterized. Gene Ontology annotation, molecular function: glucose-6-phosphate 1-epimerase activity; carbohydrate binding. Gene Ontology annotation, biological process: carbohydrate metabolic process. Lineage: Eukaryota; Metazoa; Echinodermata; Asteroidea; Valvatida; Acanthasteridae. The record is from RefSeq and is a predicted model, not a curated record. Gene Ontology annotation, cellular component: cytoplasm.